CUCUUGGGCUCUUGUUGUUGUUCUCAACACGGUCCGCUAGUGGAGUAUAUAAAGAGCUGCGGCAGCGCGCGCGGCCUCAGAGCGCUGUUUGCGAGCGGAGCGGGAAGGUCUUCGGCGGCUGGAUGUUAUCGUUUUCGGCCAUGUCUGUGGAGCUGGAAGAAGCCGACUUGCCGUUGACGGAGGCCGAGGAGGCGCCCUUGGCUCCCGAGAAGAAAGGCGCCGGCGCCGCCGCCAAGAAGGCCUCGGCCUUGUCUCCCUCGAAGAAGAAGAAGAACAGCAAGAAGAAGAACCAGCCAGGGAAGUACAGCCAGCUGGUGGUGGAGUCCAUUCGGAAGCUAGGCGAGCGGAAUGGCUCCUCGCUGGCCAAGAUCUACAACGAGGCCAAGAAGGUGCCUUGGUUCGACCAGCAGAACGGCCGCACUUACCUCAAGUACUCCAUCAAGGCCUUGGUGCAGAACGACACCCUCCUCCAGGUCAAAGGCACCGGCGCCAAUGGCUCCUUCAAGCUGAACCGAAAGAAGCUCGAAGGCGGAGCGGGAGAAGGAGGAGGGCCCGCCAUCGCGCCCCACGUUAAGCCCCACAAAAAGGCCGCCGCGGUGGUCGCGACGCCCCCGAAGAAAGCCGAGAAGAAGCCCAAGGCGCUGGAGAAGAAGUCGUCGCACAAGAAGGGCGCCUCCCCGUCCCCAGCCGCCGCCAAGAAGGAGAAAGCCAAGGCCAAGAAGGCGGGGGCGGCGGCGGGCAAGAAGAGCGGCGCCCCUUCGCCCUCUUCCUCCGCCUCCGCCUCCUCGCCCGCCGCCAAGAAGGCCAAGAAGGCCGCCAAGCCCAAGCCCCUCAAGAGCAGGAAGUGAGGGAGGAGAAGGAAGAAGGGAAAGGCCGCCCUCCUUUCCUAGGACUCAGACUGCGCUCGAAGCACAGAGCCACCUUUUUUUUCACCCUCGCUUCGGUUGUGUUUACUUUUGGGGGGCGGGCAAAGGACACUUUUCCCUCCAUGUUUUUUUGGAUAUUUUUUGUCGUCAGGGUUGCUUUUUUAUCCUUGCUCGUGUUAUACCAGGAUGGGGGCCUUGGAGGUGUUUUGGACUUCAACUCCCAGCAUUCCUCACAGCCUCAGGCCCCUUCCUUUUCUAGGGAGGAGGGAGCAAGCUUGUUUUCUGCUGCCCGGGAGACUAGGACGCCAUGGAACAAUGGCUUCAAAGUACAAGAAAGGAGAUUCCAUCUGAAAGGAAGGGGCCUGAGGCUGUGAGGAGUGUUGGGAAUUGAAGUCCAAAACACCUCCAAGGCCCAAGUUUCCCCCCAUGCCUGUGUUAUAUACUGUUCUGGAAGACCCAUAUUUUUGUGUGUGUCGGCGGAGAGGGGAGGGUAGGGGUCCUAUUUCGCUUUUUUUUCUUGAUUUAUUCAGUGACUGUCGCGUAUCUGAGCCUCCAUUCGUUUAUUGGCUUCCAUUUCCUCUUGAGUGUGUGUCUAGGGGUGCCUUUGAGAGAGCUUCCAGCAGUUGAGGGGGCGCCUCGUGUCGCCAUGGCAACCUGGCCUCCCACCACCCCGCCCCCCUUUUUUGUAAUUCAAAGGACCUAGUCGGAGAGGGAGACGCCCCCCUUUGCCUCCAUCUUGUACUGUACUGCCUUCAUGUCUUCGAUUGCCUUUUUUUAAAAGGGGGUAUUUGUGUUUUCUUUUGUGGGAAGGGGAGGGAUGGGUUUUUUGUCAAUAAAUCGUAUUUUAAAAAGCA
Molecule: messenger RNA, 1720 nt
Organism: Anolis sagrei ordinatus
Lineage: Eukaryota; Metazoa; Chordata; Lepidosauria; Squamata; Anolidae
Gene: H1-10
Product: H1.10 linker histone
Biological process (GO): nucleosome assembly
Cellular component (GO): nucleosome
Molecular function (GO): structural constituent of chromatin; DNA binding
Source: RefSeq, a predicted model, not a curated record